UCCCGUCGGGCCCCGCGGCCCCGCGGCAUGCCGGGAGCUCGGGGAAGGCGGCGCGCGGCCCGGCCGGCGGACGCCCGGCGAUGCUGCCGAGCGCAGCCCCUCCCCUCCCCGCUGCUCGGAGGAGGAGAUGCUGCCCCGCGGCGCUUACCCGAGCGGGCGCGAGAGGGACGAAACCAACCACGCACCGGCUUCCCGCCACCGCCUUUAAACCACCGCCUGCUGCUGCGGAAAGGCGGCACCCCCGGCUCCCCAGAUGCCGACCAAUUCCGGCCUCAGCGAACGGGGGCCCGGGCGGGACGCCGUCGCGUUCCUGAUUGGCUGGCUGCGCGGGGCCGCCUCGCUCGGAGACGCGGAGGGGCCGGGCGGGAAAGCCAGCUGUGGCCGGCGGGGAUUGGCGGAGCGACGCGGGACUUACACGCCUCUCCCCGACGUUGGUGGGCUGGUGAGGGGGUGGUCGGGCUGGGCCCCGCGGAGGCGCAACUCCUGAUUGGCCGGCGCGCUUUCCCUCGGGCUCUGGCGAUUGGCGGCUGGCCGGGGGCGCGGCGCUGAUUGGGCGGCAGCCCGCCUUGGUCCCGCCCCGCCCCUGGGGUUGACUGGCGGAAGGGGAAGUGGGGGGGCAGGUGGCGGUGGGGAAGAUGGCGUACCAGAGCCUGCGGCUGGAGUACCUGCAGAUCCCACCGGUUAGCCGCGCCUACACCACCGCCUGCGUCCUCACCACCGCCGCUGUGCAGUUGGAAUUGAUCACACCUUUUCAGUUGUACUUCAAUCCUGAAUUAAUCUUUAAACACUUUCAAGUAAGUGGUCCAUCACAGCCACAAUUCACAUUUCAGCUGUUAAACUUGUUUUUCGUGCUUUUUGGUAGCGGAUCCUUCCAUAGGCUAUCAAAAAAGAAUGCAGUGGGGAUAUUUGAUUGUAAGUCUCACUGUUGGGGGGUGGGGAGGGUGGUAAUAAGGAUGUGACUCUGCUCCCUGACUGGGCUUCAGAACCACCUGGGGAACUCUUAAGAGAUUCUCGGGUUCUUCAUGUACCAAAACCGCAGUCACCAAGGGUAGGAAUUAAGAAUCUGUAUUUUAUUUUUCCCUGCAUGGUUUUGAUUUGAUGUGUCCAGUUUCUUUUUUCUUUUUUUUUUUUUUUUUAAGAUUUUUAUUUGUUUAUUUGACAGAGAUAGAGACAGCCAGCGAGAGA
Ailuropoda melanoleuca (giant panda) is the source of this 1185-nucleotide messenger RNA. RefSeq names its product derlin-2-like. The coding region runs from base 636 to 959 and encodes 107 amino acids. The record is from RefSeq and is a predicted model, not a curated record. The transcript has 2 exons. NCBI's taxonomy places the organism in Eukaryota, Metazoa, Chordata, Mammalia, Carnivora, Ursidae.